Messenger RNA from Lotus japonicus, 1560 nucleotides. Its product is annotated as arogenate dehydratase 3-like. Gene Ontology annotation, cellular component: cytoplasm; chloroplast. Gene Ontology annotation, biological process: L-phenylalanine biosynthetic process. Bases 152 to 1444 code for a protein of 430 amino acids. NCBI's taxonomy places the organism in Eukaryota, Viridiplantae, Streptophyta, Magnoliopsida, Fabales, Fabaceae. Gene Ontology annotation, molecular function: prephenate dehydratase activity; arogenate dehydratase activity. The record is from RefSeq and is a predicted model, not a curated record. The transcript has a single exon.
UCUUUCUUUUCUCAGCUUGAGGUUCCCUUCUUCAAAGAGAACACCAAGCUUGAGCUUCAAAGUUGAAUCAUCAUCUCAAACCAAAUUAGAUUAUUCAUUUCCUACUUUAAGUCCCUACUCUUUCUUCUUAAUUCAUUUUAAGUCCUCUAAUAUGCAGACACUCACUCCACCACCGCACUCCAAUUCUCUUAACUACCUGAACCGGGCGCGUCCCUCUUUUACUCGGGUCACUCCGAACCGGUUUAUGGUUAAAUGCGGGUACGGGUUUGAACCCGCGAGUUACGCUCAAGGAAUCGGCUCGAGCCGAGCCGAUUGGCAAAGCUCGUGCGCCAUCUUAGCCAGCAAGGUCGUUUCACAGGAAGAAACUCCGGCCGCCGCUGGCAACGACCACGUCGGCGCCGUCAACGGUCACAACCCUGCCAUGGCGGAUCUGAAACUCGUCCCUAUCGGUAAAAAAACCGACGGCGCCAACACGAAGCUCAUCCGGUCGCCGCUGACAAUCUCCGACCUAUCUCCGGCGCCGCUGCAUGGGUCCCAGCUGCGCGUGGCGUACCAGGGAGUCCCCGGUGCGUACUCCGAGGCGGCCGCCGGAAAAGCCUAUCCAAACAGCGACGCGAUCCCGUGCGACCAGUUCGAGGUAGCGUUCCAAUCGGUGGAGCUCUGGAUCGCCGAUCGCGCAGUUCUUCCAGUGGAGAAUUCCCUCGGCGGAUCGAUCCACCGGAACUACGACCUCCUCCUCCGCCACCGCCUCCACAUCGUCGGCGAGGUCCAGCUUCCAGUCCACCACUGCCUCCUCGCCCUCCCUGGAGUCCGGAAGGAGUAUCUCACGCGCGUGAUCUCGCAUCCUCAGGCACUCGCGCAGUGCGAGCACACGCUAACAAAGCUCGGCCUCAACGUGGCGCGUGAGGCCGUCGACGACACCGCCGGCGCAGCCGAGUUUAUCGCCGCCAACAACCUCCGUGACACUGCCGCAGUCGCGAGUGCACGCGCCGCAGAACUCUACGGCCUCCAGGUCCUCGCCGAUGGGAUCCAAGAUGACCCGAAUAACGUGACCCGGUUCGUGAUGUUGGCCCGAGAACCCAUUAUCCCGAGAACGGAUCGUCCGUUCAAGACGAGCAUCGUGUUCGCGCAUGAUAAGGGAACUUCGGUGCUAUUCAAAGUGUUAUCUGCUUUUGCGUUUAGGAACAUAAGUUUGACCAAGAUUGAGUCAAGGCCUCAUCGUAGCCGUCCGAUUAGGGUGGUUGAUGGUGAGAGUGAGGGUACAGCGAAACACUUUGAGUACUUGUUCUAUAUUGAUUUUGAUGCCUCUUUGGCUGAGGUUAGGGCCCAAAAUGCACUUGCUGAGGUUCAAGAGUUCACUUCUUUCUUGAGAGUGUUGGGGAGUUACCCUAUGGAUAUGACACCUUGGAGCCCUUCUUGUUCUUCUCACCGGGGAGAUCAUUAGCAUUUCCCAACACCACCCUUCUAAAUCUAAGUUAAAGCAUAAAUGUGCCAUGUCAAUAUACCCAUUGUUCUGAAUUUUAAGUUUGUGAACAAAUUAAGAAGAUUGUUUCAAUUCCA